AAUACAAGUGAUAAGGAAUUGCAGGGUUUGGCGAUAGAAAUGAAGACACAUUUUGUGGAUUAUUAUCACAAUUAAAAAGUUGAGGACUGAGUGCAAUGGCAAUUGACUCCUAAUAUAUUAAUACAAUUGCCUUUUCCAUGAAGUUUGCGGUUCAAUGAGAGUCGUGUGCAUUGCAUUAGUUGUCUAUCAAUAGUGUAUAUAUUUGUGUGAAUUUCGUCGAUUAAAUUUCACUCAAAAUUUACUCAAACUCUCGUUUGAAUUGUUUUUAUGUGAAGAUUUUCUUAACGUUUUAUUGAGUGGUUCUUAAGCUAAACAUCAGAUAAUAUAUAAACCAUAACUCGCUAUAGAUAUGACUUCAAUCACAUCACUAAACGAGAAAACUCAACUAAUUAGUUCAUUCUCGCGACCAAACGAAGAGACAAAUAAUGUUUCAUACGAUAGCAUACUUUCAAACUCGACGGCAAUCGACUCCAUAGUGUAUUGCAGUCACGGAAACAACGAGAAGAUCUGUUGCAACAAAGAUGGCAAACCGGUGUCGGCGACAGUCAAUUGGUCUCACUGUCACUCAUUGGACAGCAGCGGCGAAGUGGUGGACAAGAGUGCUCGACGUAAACUGAUUAUCGCCAGCAUAUUGUGCCUCAUAUUUAUG
Messenger RNA from Medioppia subpectinata, 649 nucleotides. NCBI's taxonomy places the organism in Eukaryota, Metazoa, Arthropoda, Arachnida, Sarcoptiformes, Oppiidae. The record is from the annotation of a GenBank genome assembly.